AUGUCAGACCAAGUACCCACAGAUCCCAGUGAUCAAGCUCCUCCGGAUCUACCUGGCGCAGUCACCAGUGCCAUUCUUCCAGCCAAUGAUCCCGUUCCUGAUGAGCUGAGUGAAGAUGAGGACGACAUCAUCCCCAGAAAGAGACCGCUCGGCGAUUUGGUCAACACAAAGAUCGAUGAAGAUGAUGCCUCCGACAUGGGAGAUGACGAUGACUUGUUCGGAGAUGGCGGCGAUGACGAUGAUCAAGAGGAGACUGCCCCCGAGCCACUUCGGACUCUCGAGGACGAAGAACUGGAUUCUGGCGAUGACGAGGGUCGCCAUGAUCGUGCGCCCUCAGAACAGCACAUGGACGAGGAAACUCAGGACAUGAUCGUUCAAGAGUCUAGCAUGAGCAGACAAUCACUACCUGAACCCACCGAUGGCGAGAUGUACCUGACCAAAAUCCCCAAAUUCUUGUCAAUUGACCCCAAACAUUGGCAUCACACCACGUACCAACCACCCACCACCGACCACCACUCGCACGAGGCCGCACCUGGCUUCUCGGCCUUCAGCACCGCUAUCAGUACCGUCCACUGGAGACGUUCUCCAUCCAAUCCUCAGAACAUCCAGUCCAACGCACGCAUUCUGCGCUGGUCUGACGGCAGCCUGACACUACAACUCGCGUCGAACCCCACCCAACAGUACGAGAUAGAGGGCAAUCCUCUUGCUCCUCGCCAGCGCAACCCUUCGAAGCCAACCCCCACAAGUCAGAAGCUUGGCAGAAAAGACCAUGCCUACGACUCAUACACCUACUUGACUGUACCUGAUCCAUCUAAUGCCCUUCUUCGCGUCUCUCACAAGAUCACUGCUGGAUUGUCCAUUCUUCCUUCAGCUGCUACCACGGACGACGCACUAGAGAAGCUACAAAACUCGCUGGCCGCCAUCUCACAGGGCAAGAACAAGAGCAGUGCUGGUGGUAUCGAAUUUGUCAAGAUUGACGAGGAUCCUGAGCUGGCCAAGAAGAAGGCAGAGGUCGCAGAAAGAGAAAAGGAUCGUGCACGCAAGCGAAGAGAGGCUGCAGAGACUAGAGAGCGUGAGAGGAAUGGUCGCGCCCUUGGCCGCGCUGGUCUGGGUGGCAGAGGCUAUGGUGGAGGCCUUACUGCCGGCAUGCUCGAGGAUGACGAGCUUGGUGGCGGUACUCGCCAAAGAGCCAGACCAAAGCCCAAGAGACGUCAACGUGCCAACAGCGAGUACAGCGAAGACGAAGACUUUGGUCGCAAGAAGAGCAACUUUGGCAACGACGAGUACGAUGAAGAGGACGACUUCAUCGCCGGCAGUGACGAAGAAGAAGCUGUCGAAGAUGAUGACGAUGAGGAUGAUGGCAUCGUCGAGGACAGGCGGCCCAAGGAGCGUGCGCCGAAGCGUGCAAGUCCAGAUGAAGACGAUGAGGACGCAGAAGGCGAAGAUGAUGAUGUCCCUCAGGCUUCAAGGACCAAGAGAAGGAGAGUCAUUGACGAAGACGACGAUGACGAGUAA
Messenger RNA from Aureobasidium subglaciale EXF-2481, 1515 nucleotides. RefSeq lists its product as uncharacterized. Lineage: Eukaryota; Fungi; Ascomycota; Dothideomycetes; Dothideales; Saccotheciaceae. The coding region runs from base 1 to 1515 and encodes 504 amino acids. Gene Ontology annotation, molecular function: RNA polymerase II C-terminal domain phosphoserine binding. Gene Ontology annotation, biological process: transcription elongation by RNA polymerase II; positive regulation of transcription elongation by RNA polymerase II. The record is from RefSeq and is a predicted model, not a curated record. Gene Ontology annotation, cellular component: nucleus; Cdc73/Paf1 complex. The transcript has 3 exons.